CGCUGUUGCUUUUGGCGCAUUGCGAUUUGUGAGACAACAACGAGGGUGCUGAUGACGAUGACGAUGACGAUGAGGGUGCUGUUGAGGACGAGGCAGUGUCGGUGGGUGAGUGAUGCCGUGCACUGUGGUCGAAGAAGAGGAGGAGGAGGAGGAGCAGCAGCAGCAGCAGCAACAGAAGCACGAGCGCCUGCGGUGUGUAGUUUAGUUCAGAGGAGGCGGCUAUCGUCGGCCAACCUGGACGAUGUGAUUCUGCCGCACUUGCCAAAGGUGGCCUUCGCGUUUGCCUAUGGCUCCAGCGCCUUCAGGCAACACGACCACAUCUACACCAAAAACACCAUGCUGGAUGUGAUUGUGGCAGUGGAUGAUGCAGAGGCGUUCCAUCGCGAGAACAUGCAAAGGAAUCCCCAUCAUUACCCAUACUAUGCACGAGCCCUUGGCGCCUCGGCUGUGGCCUCCAUACAAUCAAAGACGGGCGCCUCCAUCUACUACCACCCCUUUGUCACCUUUGGCGACCAGCUGGCCAAGUACGGGGUCAUUACCGUGGCCGAUAUGGAACGCGACUUGCAGAUGUGGGACACGCUGUAUGUGAGUGGCCGCUUACACAAGCCCGUUGCCAUGCUCACGCCUGUGCCAACCUAUCAACUGCAGCAGGCCCUCAUUCACAACCUCAGGUUUGCUGUCCUGACGGCGUGCUGUCUGCUCCCGCCCCAAUUCAACGAGUUUGAGCUGUAUCACACUAUCGCCUCCCUUUCCUACACGGGGGAUGUACGCAUGGCUCUUGCAGAACGAAAGGGAAAGGCGUUCAACAUUGUCAAGGGCAAUUUCGACAACUUCCGUGCCUUGUAUGCGGCUGCCCUGGCCGAGCUCAACUGCACUCUGCUCUCCGCCACAGGGGAGUAUUCACUGCUUCAGAACCCGCUCUCUGGACUCCCUUCGCCACAAAUUGUUAACCGUCUGCCCCUAACCCUUCAACAACACCUUGACACGACAAAGCCGCUUGAGCCGCAGAUCCGGCCCGCAUUGAAACGCAUCAUCUCCCGCUCAAGCCUGACGCAGAGCUUAAAGGGCCUCUUCUCUGCAGGCAUCUCCAGGUCGCUCCUGUACCUUGGCGAGAAGCUCAAGAAGGCCUGGUCCAAAUAGGUUUUAGAUAGGAGAGAGACAUGGUCGUGGAGGGAGAGUAGUGUAGGACUCACCGCAUCAUCGUGUGUGUGUGUGUGUGUGCGCGCGUGCGUGUGUGUGUGUGCGUGCGUGUGUUUGACUGUGCCUCAAUCACCCUCAUCCACGGGCACUGUAGCUGUGAUGUAUUGUGGGUUGAUGCACAGCUUGAAUCAAGAAGCAAGAGGAGACCAAGAACAGCCAUGUCAACAGUCAUCACUCCCACCGCUCGCACUUUUGCGCGUUUGAAUUGGUCGCGCGAUGUUUCGUGUUUACCUUCAAUAAAAUUCAGCAGCGGCAACGCCCA
This is a messenger RNA of Salpingoeca rosetta, 1462 nucleotides long. RefSeq lists its product as uncharacterized. The transcript has 8 exons. The record is from RefSeq and is a predicted model, not a curated record. Gene Ontology annotation, molecular function: phosphatidate cytidylyltransferase activity. The coding region runs from base 52 to 1140 and encodes 362 amino acids. Gene Ontology annotation, biological process: CDP-diacylglycerol biosynthetic process; cardiolipin biosynthetic process. NCBI's taxonomy places the organism in Eukaryota, Choanoflagellata, Craspedida, Salpingoecidae. Gene Ontology annotation, cellular component: mitochondrion.